Scheffersomyces coipomensis is the source of this 3438-nucleotide messenger RNA. It is a transcript of the gene SET1, whose product is annotated as histone methyltransferase. The transcript has a single exon. Bases 1 to 3438 code for a protein of 1145 amino acids. Gene Ontology annotation, cellular component: Set1C/COMPASS complex. The record is from RefSeq and is a predicted model, not a curated record. NCBI's taxonomy places the organism in Eukaryota, Fungi, Ascomycota, Pichiomycetes, Serinales, Debaryomycetaceae. Gene Ontology annotation, molecular function: histone H3K4 methyltransferase activity; protein binding.
AUGUCAUACAAUAAUAACUAUGGGUAUCGGGGAUACAACAAUGGGUAUCGAGAUACGUAUAAACGAGGUGGUUAUAAUAGACAAGGGAAUGGAUCAGAUUACCAGUAUGGUGGUAGCAAUGGAGGAAGUGGAUAUCAGAAUGGUGGUGGUAGUAGAAGCCAUCAUCAUUAUCAAUCUAACAAUGAUAAUCGAUAUGUGCCGUCAAAUUCACUGGUUGAAUCUGAAUCAACUACUCCAAUCUCGAAACCUCCAACAGGACCAAAAGGAUUAAAUUCUGAAGUCAAUUCACCUUUGCCUAAUUCUAGUCGAGCUGAAAGUGUCAAUGCUGAUGUCAGUAGAGGCUCAGAUCCAAAGACUGGUAAGAAUGAUAAGGAUUCGGACUUUGCUAGAUUACUGCAUCAUGUUGAUUUCACUCGUAAAAUCAAAUUUCAUAGUGAUUCUGAUCCAAGAAAGAAUUAUAAAGUGAUAUAUGAUCCUGAAUUUGAUAAAUCCUUAACUACAAAGGAAGAAAAGAAAACGCGUUCGAAGAAGACAAGAUUUAAUGGUGAAUCAGUUAAUGAUAAUGAAUUGAAUGAUCCAAGAUUAUCCAACAUUGUCCAAUAUUUCCAAAAACCAAAUAAGAAAUCCAAAAAAUUCCCUUAUAAACAUUUACCUCAACCUAAAUUUAUAUUUGAUAAAGAUUCUUUAGGUCCAGCCCCACAAACUGAAUUAGUAGUAUGGGAUUUACCAUCAUCUAUUACUGAAGUCUAUCUUUCAAAUUUUAUCAAAGGGUUUGGAGACCCUAUAAAAGAAGUUAAAUUCAUAAAUGAUCCUGAAUUCGCAGUUCCUUUAGGAGUUGCUACAUUUAAAUUUCAAGGUAAUCCUGAAAAAUCUCAGCGUUUGGCUAAAACGCUCAUCAAAAAAGUUGCCACUGAUCGUAUUAAGAUUGAUGGUGAAAGUUUAAACAUUGGAUUGAAUGAUCAUGAUGGAACUUUAUUAAAUAAAAGAGUGAAGACUGCCAGUGAUAAAUUAAAAUCAUUAAAAAUAAAAUUAGGAAGAGAAGAAAGAAUCAAACGUCAAAAUGAACAACAAGAGAUGCUUAAGAAAGCAGAAUUAUUAAAGAAAAAAGAAGAACAAGCUAAGAAAGAGAAAGAGAAAGCUGAUGCUGCCGCUGCUGCUGAAAUGGCGGCAAGUGAUUCAAACAAGUCAACAAAUGCAAAAAGUGCCGCUGAAUCAUUAUCAAUCACCAAAUUCAAGCCUUCCACAACCACCCUUUCCAUUCGUCAUCAUCAUAGAGUCGUUGAAGGCAUCUUCUUACCUAAAGACUUAAAGAAAUACGUUAAAGAUAGACCUUAUAUUUUAAUUCCUGAUAAGUUUGUGUCAACUAAAAAGGUUUCAUCACUGGAUAUUAAACGAGUGCUUAGCAAAUAUGAUUGGACCAGAGUUUUAUCUGAUAGAACAGGUUUUUAUAUUGUAUUUAAUUCAUUGAAGGAAUGUGAAAGAUGUUUCGUUAAUGAAGAUGGUAGAAAAUAUUUUGAAUAUAAUUUGUUUAUGGAACUUUCUGUUCCUGAAGGUUAUGAUAUUAAUAAGAAUGAAUCCGACGACGAGGAUUUCUUUGAAUCUGCUACUAAACAAAAUGAUGUUAUAGAUGAAGCUACCAAUAUGUUAGUUAAAGAGUUCCAAAGUUUUUUAUCCAAGGAUAUUCGAGAAAGAAUUAUAGCUCCUGCUAUUUUAGAUUUAUUAAAUCAUGAUAAAUAUCCAAAACUAAUGGAAGAAUUAAAAUCUAAAGAACUUCAAUCUAAGAAAGUUAUUCCAGAGCCAAUCAAUUUAAAUUCCCAAUUGAAAAAGGAUGCUCUUACAUUAUUAACUAAAAAGAGAACAGAACAACAAUCUCAACAACACCAUCAAUCACUUCCAUCUUUCAAGAAGAAAGAAGAAGGUGGUGGAAGAAGAUUAUCACAAUCCAAACCAGGUAAGAAGAAUAGUUUAAUUCCUAUGCAACAUGCUCUUAAUUUCGAUCAUGAUUCAGAUGAUGAAGAUGAAAUUGAAGAUGAUUUAAGUAGAUCUUUAACUCCAGUUGCUCGUAGUUUGAAGAGAGAAAGAAGUUUAACAGAGGAUACUGUCAUUAGUGAUGAUAACGAAGAAGGUACAAAGAAGAAAGCCAAGACUGCUGCAUUAGCAUUUUAUGAUUCAUCAUCGUCAGAAGAAGAAGACGAAGAGGAGGAAGAAGUAUCAUUACAAGAGGUUAAAGAAGAAGUGGAAGUGGAUGUCAAGGAUGAAGUUAAAGACGAAAAAAUGGACAUUACUCAAGAAGAAGAUUAUACCAAUGUUGAAUUCAAAUACCAUCCAACAGAAGUUGGUCCAGUUACAGUUUAUGAAGAAUAUCCAUAUUCAUCUAAAGAACCAUUUGAUUUAGAAGUUUUACAGCAAUUUAUCAAAGAUGAUGAAGAUUUAAAAUAUGCCAAGGAAGUAUUAGCCGAUGUUGAUGAGAAGAGCAAUAAUUUCUCUUUUAAUAACAUUGAUUAUUGGGCUUGGAAGGAACAAGAUUUAAAGAGAUCUUCUAAUGAAGUAUUGGGAGAGAUUGAUAUUGAAAAAUUAGAUUCUAAAUUUGAAUCUAAGAGUGGUAGUUUCAAGAGUGAAGGAUUUAAAAAGAUUGCUGAUGAAGAUAAGGCUGAAUAUUUACCUCAUCGUAGAAAAUUGAAUCAACCAUUAAAGACCAUUCUUCAUGAAGAUGAUUAUGAUGAUGAUUUUAAUAAUAACAACAAUAAUAACAAUACUAAUAAAAAUAGCGAUAAUGUUAAUAAUGGUAAUGUCAACAAUAAUGUGAAUACUAAUGGUGGAAAUGCUAACACUAAUAACAAUAAUAAUAAUAACAACAACAACAGUUCAGCCAAUAACAACAAUAAUAAUGCCAUUCAAAGUUCUCGUGUGAAUCGUGCCAAUAAUAGAAGAUUUGCUGCUGAUAUCACUGCUCAAUUAGGUAACGAAACAGAAGUGUUAAGUUUGAAUGCGUUAACCAAGAGAAAGAAGCCAGUUUCUUUUGCAAGAUCUGCUAUUCAUAAUUGGGGAUUAUAUGCUUUGGAACCGAUUGCAGCUAAAGAAAUGAUUAUUGAAUAUGUUGGGGAGAGUAUUAGACAACAAGUUGCCGAGAAUAGAGAAAAGAGUUAUUUAAAGACAGGGAUUGGAUCGUCAUAUUUAUUUAGAAUUGAUGAGAAUACCGUUAUAGAUGCCACUAAAAAGGGAGGAAUUGCUCGAUUCAUUAAUCAUUGUUGUAGUCCAAGUUGUACAGCCAAGAUUAUUAAGGUUGAAGGUAGUAAAAGAAUUGUUAUUUAUGCAUUAAGAGAUAUUGAAGCUAAUGAAGAAUUAACUUAUGAUUAUAAGUUUGAGAGAGAGACCAAUGAUGCUGAACGUAUUAGAUGUCUUUGUGGAGCUCCUGGUUGUAAAGGAUAUUUGAAUUAG